This is a messenger RNA of Suillus paluster, 300 nucleotides long. RefSeq names its product DUF427-domain-containing protein. Bases 1 to 300 code for a protein of 99 amino acids. Lineage: Eukaryota; Fungi; Basidiomycota; Agaricomycetes; Boletales; Suillaceae. The transcript has 4 exons. The record is from RefSeq and is a predicted model, not a curated record.
AUGGUCAAAGUAACUUAUAGAGACGAAAUACUCGCCGAGGACUCCAAUCCUGUCGUGGUGGAGGGCAACUACUACUUCCCCCCUGCGUCCGUCAAUAAAUCAUUCCUCGCUCCCUCGGACACAAGCACUGAAUGUCCUUGGAAAGGGACAGCAUCGUACUAUUCUGCACAGAUUCAUGGUGACACUGUGAAAGAUAUCGCAUGGUACUAUCCGGAUCCAAAAACCAAAGCAUCACAUAUCAAAGAUUAUGUCGCAUUCUACAAGGCAAGGUUGUCUUCAUGGGUCCUUCUACCACUCUAA